Cornus florida is the source of this 1506-nucleotide messenger RNA. RefSeq lists its product as uncharacterized. Lineage: Eukaryota; Viridiplantae; Streptophyta; Magnoliopsida; Cornales; Cornaceae. Gene Ontology annotation, biological process: maturation of LSU-rRNA; maturation of 5.8S rRNA. The record is from RefSeq and is a predicted model, not a curated record. Bases 184 to 1077 code for a protein of 297 amino acids. The transcript has 9 exons. Gene Ontology annotation, cellular component: preribosome, large subunit precursor; nucleolus.
ACACCAUAGUGACUGCGAUCCUAAACCUAAAACCUUCGUCGCAGUUCGUCAUCGCUCUGAGCCUCUCUUACCAUCAAGUGCCCAUAAACUCUAAAUCCCCAAACAAUAAGCCCUAAAAGUUAAAACGUCCGACCCCAUUUCAAUCCAUAAACCGAUAACCAAAGUAAGAAGCAUAAUUUGAAGAUGCAACACGAUGAGGUUAUAUGGCAGGUCAUCAGACACAACCACUGCAGUUUCAUGACCAAAAUCACGACGGGGAAUUUCUGCCGGAACCCGUAUAAUGUUACCGGUCUUUGUAAUCGGAGCUCUUGCCCUCUCGCCAACAGUCGUUACGCAACAAUUCAAGAGGAUGAAAAGGGAUUCUUCUAUUUAUAUAUGAAAACUAUAGAAAGGGCUCAUAUGCCAAACAAUUUGUGGGAAAGAGUUAUAUUGCCGAGAAAUUAUGAGAAGGCCUUUGAAAAGAUUGAUGAACAUUUGAUGUACUGGCCUAAGUUACUUGUACACAAAAUAAAACAACGAUUGACAAAAAUGACACAGAUGCGGAUACGCAUGAGGAAACUUGCUCUGAAAACAAGGGAAAAGAUAAUGACAACGCCUAGGAAAGAGAAAAAAAGAGAGGCCAGGAGAGAGGAAAAAGCUGAAAAAGCAGCAGUUUUGGAUAAGAGUAUUGAAAAGGAAUUGCUUGAACGCCUUAAGAAGGGAGUUUAUGGUGACAUAUAUAAUUACCCUGUAGAAGAAUACAAUAAAGUUCUUGACAUGGAAGGACUUGAGGCUGCCAGUGAAGACGAAGAUGAGGAGGAGCCUGAGAUAGAAUAUGUUGAAGGCUAUGAAGAACUUGAAGAGGAAGAUGAUAUGGAAGAUUUUGGAGGUCUUGCGAUUGAUGAGUCGCCCGCUGAUGAUGAUAAUGAUGACGAAGAGACAGUAACAAUUCACCAGAAGAGAGUGAGAAGAGAUUCUGCUUUAGCUCUAAGAAAGCUCGAGAAAGAUGACGCAGGUGCCAAAUUGAAUAAGAGAGCAAGGGUUCUUGUUGAGGUUGAGCAUGAAGAUACUAAUGAAAGACAAACAGCAGCUCAAUAAGAGACUGUAUGUUGUAUCUGUAGAGCAGAUGGCGGCAAUUAUCUUCUAAUAUAUGCAUGAGGUAGACUGUGGGCUUCACUUUCUCUCAGAACACGCGUGGGAAAGAACAAAGGAAAGACAUUUUAGUGUUUAUCAUUUCGAUUUUAGUCCAAAGAUACUGUUCUGUUAAAAUUUGAUUUUUAUCGAAGCCUUUUCAUUUCUGUUUCUCUUACCCUUAUAGAACUCAUUCGUUUAUCCCCUCCCUGUCUCUGCCGUCUUCAUCACAGCGCGUGCUGAUCCCUACUUACUCUUGAUAGCAGCAACAAAACAACAAUGCAGUUUUUUACCUUGUAUAAUUAUAUAUCGUGUGUGUGCAGUUACAUUGCAGUUUUUUGCAUGUGUACCUGAAAAAUCUCACAGGUAAUCAUAUUUUCGUAUUUUAUUUUUUUC